CUGACGUGUUGUAUCCCGACCGCGCCCGGGUUAUCCCGACGAAUACAUCCGCGGGAUACAACGAAUACAGCGAAUACAGCGAAUAAAUCGAAUACAGUGGGUUGUGAUGUGACACGGUGUCUGUGUGUUUGUGUGUGCAGUGCAAUGGAGUAUUCGUGUUUUGUGUGUGCUAGACUUUUGGAAGAGGGUCCCGUUUCGUAAUGAUAACCCGGUAAAUGGUCCGCCGAAGACUUUCCACAAAACAAAAUGGUGGACUUAUAGCAUCGAGUAUACUCCGUACCACAUACCUCCUCAAACGCGGGCGCCGGAAGCGGAAAAAUGUUAAUACUGAUCAUCCUCCACUUCAUAACGCUUCCCGCACUCACCUCCCGAAUCGUAAGAGGAGAAAACACAAUGGAAGACAAAAAUGUACCUUUAAUAAGCUCAAGAGUAGUUAGGACUAAAUACGGUGAUAUAAGAGGUUUUAUAGUGACGCCAGAAUCAAGAUUUCUGGAACCGGUGGAAGUCUUCCGUGGGAUCCCCUACGCGUCACCCCCUAUGGGCUCAUUAAGGUUCAUGCCCCCAGUGUCUGGGGCGCAAUGGUCAGGGGUCAAAAUAGCUGAGGAAUUCAGCCCAGUUUGCCCGCAAGUUUUGCCCGACAUAAGGAAUGAGACGGCAGUUUUGAAACGGAUCUCGAAGGGGAGGUUGGAGUAUUUGAAAAGGAUAUUGCCUUUUCUGACGAAUCAGUCGGAGGAUUGCCUGUAUUUGAACAUCUACGCGCCCGCUCAAGCAGGAGUAAGAGAUGCAGUGGCGCGGUACCCGGUGCUGGUCUUCGUGCACGGAGAGAGCUACGAGUGGAGUUCUGGGAACCCUUACGAUGGUGCUGUGUUGGCGUCGCACGCGGGCCUGGUGGUCGUCACUAUCAAUUAUCGGCUGGGGAUAUUAGGCUUCCUCAACCCUCGGUCAGACGACUUCCCUCGGUCUCCAGCCAACUACGGUCUGAUGGACCAGAUAGCAGCACUACACUGGAUCAAAGAAAACGUCGCAGUAUUUGGCGGUGACCCCACUAAUGUCACAUUGAUGGGUCAUGGAACUGGAGCCGCUUGCGUGCAUUUUCUGCUCACUUCGCUUGCAGUGCCGGAAGGUCUGCUGUUCCACAGAGCCGUCCUGAUGUCGGGGUCAGGUCUGAGCCCCUGGUCGCUGGUGGCUGACCCCAACAAGUACGCGGAGUUGGUCGCUACUCACGCCAACUGUUCGCCUGAUCUCACCCCUCCAGCAUUGCUCCGAUGUUUAAGAGAGCGUCCGUUAGAAGCGCUUCUAUCAGCACCGGUACAAGCACCAGACUUUUCUUACGCGUUCGGUCCCAGCGUCGAUGGAGUUGUGAUUGAUACUGGGGACAUGCUCAUCAAUCCGGAGCCAGGCUACGAGUGGCAAGUAGCCCGUGCUCCGCUGGGUAAGGGAGCCACAGCUGUAAACAUCAUCAACGCCGUGCUCAUGCGGAAAAGCGCAGUUGCGCAGCUGACUAAGUACGAUGUAAUGCUAGGGGUAACGAAGGCAGAAGCCUACUUCGCGUUCAGCGGAGACGAUGUCCAAUACGGGAUAGAAGCUGACAGAAGAUCGAAGAUCCUCAAGUCCUUCGUACGGAACACGUACAGCUACCACCUGUCAGAGAUCCUCGCUACAAUCAUAAAUGAGUACACGGACUGGGAGAGACCCGUCCAGCAUCCUAUCAAUAUAAGGGACGAAACUCUAGAAGCACUAAGUGACGCGCAAGUGGUAGCGCCGACGGUUUUGACGGCCGACACACAUUCUGCAUUGAGAAGGAACUCCUACCUCUACGUGUUCGACUACCAGACCAAAUACGGCGACUACCCUCAGAGACAAGGCUGCAUCCAUGGUGAGGAGCUGCCAUACAUUUUCGGGGCACCCCUAGUCGGCGGGUUGGCACACUUCCCGCGUAACUACACAAAAUCCGAAGUAGCGCUGUCGGAAUCAGUUAUGCUGUAUUGGGGGAACUUUGCCAAGACUGGAAAUCCGAAUGAAGCUCAAGAGAGUGAUCCGAUCAGAGCUGGGAGACAAGAACGAGUCAGAAUGAAGAACAUCGAAUGGACGGCGUAUGAAGCGGUCCACAAAAAGUACUUGAAUAUUGAUAUCAAGUCAAAACUGAAGAAUCAUUAUCGAGCUCACAGACUAUCGUUCUGGUUAAACCUAGUGCCAGACCUCCACCGACCAGGUGGAGAAGAUGUUCCUCCGUCGCAUCACCAGCUAGAAAAUGAGGACACGUCUCUACAGCCAACACUUAAAAGUUUUACACCACCGUUCAAGAAGACUACAGAAAUGGUGCUAACAGACACUGGUUUAGCCACCAAAGUUCCUUUGUUAACCGUUCUUAACGUUACAUCGCCAUUAAAUUUUAAUAUAGUGGGGCUUAACUCUAUGACCCCAAGCACUGUUGGGGCAUCAGAGGUCCAUAAAUCAGAAGGUUCUACAGUCGCUCCGCCAGAAGAUGGUUUUGCAGCUUACUCGACUGCUCUUAGUGUAACGAUAGCUAUAGGUUGCUCUUUGCUCAUAUUAAAUGUAUUAAUAUUCGCUGGUGUUUACUACCAGAGAGAUAAAACAAGAAUGAAUGGCCAAGACGGCCACGCGAAUGGCUCGCAUUUGAAGAAAAGAGUAGAAAAUGGUCAGAUGCCGAACAAUAUUUGUGGUGAUUUAGAAGGAGCCCUUUCGUUUCAGACUAGUUUAAAAAAUGAUCCAGCAACAAUUUUGAGCCAUCACCACACGCAUUCACACCAUCAACUACCUCCUCCAGAGUUUGCUGAUUUGCCUAGUAAUAAUGUAGCAGGUAUGGCCACUCUACCGAGAGCACCUCCGCCUCCUAAGAUAGGGAAAAGUAAUAUAAACACGUUAGCAAGCGGUCAGUUGCAAGAGAAUCAGCCCCUGCUCUCGGCACAUCAAAUGCAAAUGAUAAAUACGAAUACAUUGACGAAAAAGAAUACACAGUUGAACGCAAAAUCGAAUGUGACAAUGGAGGAGCUGAGAGUGUGACGCCAGCGUGCCUGACUGCAGCGUGCCGGCAGUUGCAGUGACGUGGUACACCACGACGAGAUCGUGUGACUCCCGCCGGACCUUCUCAAGUGCGUUACAGAUUACAUUUGACUUUCAACGCGCUAAUAAGAAGGCGUUAAUAGUGAAUUUCCAAGACUCGAUGAAUUUAUUAGUGAAUGUGAUGAUAAAACGAUUGUUUUCAAAUAAUAUUAUUACCAUAUCCGUAAAAAAACUUGAAGAUAUAGAUUCUAAAUAAGUUGGAGUGUUUAACGAUGCAUGAGACGUUGUUAAAGUAUUCGUUGUAAAUCUUUGUAUAUACGUAUUGUUUAGGGAAUAUGAUAAAUUUAUGUACAUACUAUACGAUAAUGAGGCGCAGCCGCAUAUCCAUCCUAAUUAUGAUAUUACUAAAGAUCACGUGAUUAAAAUUGAGUGAUAACAGUCUCAGAUUCAAUUAAAAUCUAUAGAGUUGAUGAGUCACUUACAUUAGAUUUGAAAUUUUGUGUGAUGUUAAACAUAAUGUCCUUGCUAGGACUUUAAUACUUAUUAAAGAACGUAAAAAUAAAUUGAAGAAAAAAUUGUAAUAAGAAUAUUCAAAUCAAAAUUAAAAGACACCAAAAUUACUUCCAAUUUAUAUGCAAAAGAGAUAGUUACUUAUUUUUAAUUCAGAUUGUUAACUUUCAUUAAAAAUAAGCAAUUAUCUAAAUUGAGAAACGUAGAUUGCUAAGAAGGAUCCUUAAGAACUCUUUUAGAAGUUUUUCAGUUUUUAGAAAAAAAAAACCAUUCAUUGCGUUGUUAUCUUGUACAUUUUAUUAAUAUGAAUCCAAUACAAGUGUGUUCUUUUAAUUUAAUUUUAGUUUUUUAACAUAGAUGGACCAAUAGUUUUUGUAAAUAUGUAAAUAAUUUUAGCUAACGGUAUAACAGGUUGUAAUGAUACAUUAAUCCUUGUUCAACUAACAAUGACUAAUCAUUGACUGAUUAAAUCUUCAAGUUAAUAGAAUAGUUUCAAUUUCUUUUUAGUUUUGAUUAGCAAUUAUUAUUGUUAGCAUUUUUGCAGUAGGUAACUUCAACUAAAUCUUUAAUUAAGUUUGGAUUGCACUUAAUUUAAUUGACUUUCUGUGAAGCAUAAUUAUUACAACUAUUAUUUACUUCUUUAGUAUGUUUUUAGUUUAGUCAUGUAUCUCUGUCUGUGUGACAGUUUGAAAUUUUAGAAAGAAAUAUUAUUUACUUAAUUUUAUCUGCUUUGAAUAUUCAGAUUUUUGUUUCAGCGAGUAAAUCAUAUCGACUCAUUGAUUCAAAAAUACAUUUUUCUUUUCAUAGUUUGUUAGCGAAUUUCCUUAUAUCUUUAGCUCUGACGAACAUAAUUUCAUCGACAGUGUCUUGUAUUUUUCUUUUUCUGGCUUGUAAGUAAUUUAUUUUCCAAGCAAACGAGAUAGCUUUGUGACCAAAUUAUUAGUCUACUUAGAUUCAAAUUACUUAGCCGAUUUGUCAGUAUUUUGUAACAGUAUUAAAUAGAUCUUCAAAAAUUUUAUUUGCUAUCUUUUUUCAUAGUUCAAACUGUAGAAACAUUAAUUUAACUAUGGUUAUUUGGAUAUUUUCAACUCCAUAUUAUUUAAAAAUUUAACAUAUAACGCAAUGAUAUCAAUUGAAUAGCCCAGUUCAAGAAUCCCUUAAAUCCGUUUUUUCUUUUUAGGAACUGUGAAAUUUUAUGUGCAAAAAUUGCAGUACAGAAAAAAUAGAUCUAUGAUUUUGAAAAUUAUUUCCUCAUAUAUACUGCAUGGUUCUUUGUAAACUCAAAAAGUUCAUUUGAAUUAUUGUCUUCAGAAACACGCUUAUGAAUAUUAUUGUAUCAGCAAAAUGGAACAUUUGUUUUAUACAGUUGUUUUAGAUAAGCAAUUACUUAUUGUUUCAUAAAUAUUUCAGUUCGAUUGAAAAAUACAGUCUGUACAGAGACUUACAGAUAACUAAGUUACUUAAUGCGGACUAAAAACUUUAAUAAAAUAAAUUAAAAAGUAA
Messenger RNA from Maniola jurtina (meadow brown), 5037 nucleotides. RefSeq names its product neuroligin-4, Y-linked (gene Nlg3). The coding region runs from base 319 to 3024 and encodes 901 amino acids. NCBI's taxonomy places the organism in Eukaryota, Metazoa, Arthropoda, Insecta, Lepidoptera, Nymphalidae. The transcript has 12 exons. The record is from RefSeq and is a predicted model, not a curated record. Gene Ontology annotation, molecular function: neurexin family protein binding; signaling receptor activity. Gene Ontology annotation, biological process: presynaptic membrane assembly; synaptic vesicle endocytosis; neuron cell-cell adhesion. Gene Ontology annotation, cellular component: synapse; postsynaptic membrane; cell surface.